This is a messenger RNA of Cryphonectria parasitica EP155, 663 nucleotides long. Its product is annotated as concanavalin A-like lectin/glucanase. NCBI's taxonomy places the organism in Eukaryota, Fungi, Ascomycota, Sordariomycetes, Diaporthales, Cryphonectriaceae. The transcript has 2 exons. Gene Ontology annotation, molecular function: glutamic-type endopeptidase activity. The annotation marks the transcript as partial. The record is from RefSeq and is a predicted model, not a curated record. Gene Ontology annotation, biological process: proteolysis.
UCUGCGAGCACCGAUGACGAGUACAACGCGAACUGGGCUGGUGUGGUCGCUCAGACCGACGAGGGCUCCAUCACUGGGGUGUCGGCUUCGUUCACCCUGCCCACCGUCAAGAAGCCGACCGACGGUGACCAGGUCAAUGCUACAGACCACACUGCCUCCACCUGGAUUGGCAUCGACGGCUACAGCUGCGGUACUGGUCUGUGGCAGGCAGGUGUAGAUGGAACGAUCGACGAGUCCGGAACUGUCUCCUGGUACGCCUGGUAUGAGUGGUACCCCGGUGAUACGGUUGAGAUUGACAUUGGUGACCUUGCUACGGGUGAUGUCAUCACUGUCAACGUUACGGCCAGCUCUACUACUGAGGGCGUUGUCACCAUGUCUAAUGCUGCAAGUGGCAAGUCCUACAGCAAGACUGUGACGUCCACGUACGAGCUUUGCCUCGCGGACGCCGAGUGGAUCGAGGAGGAUCUUGUCGUCGACGAUGCUGUGAAUGAGGGUCUCGCCAACUUUGGCAGUGUCACCUUCGAGGACGCCAUCGCUACCACCAAGACCGGAACCCUGUCGCCUGGGGAUGACCCCAUCUACAUGGACGUGGAGGAUAGCGAUGGCAACAUCCUGACCUCGUCUUCCGCCUCAGGCAACACUGUCACUGUUAAGUACGUGUAA